GCAGAUAUCAAUGAUCCUUCAGCAAGAGCACUGGUUGAGGAAACACAAGCAUUAUACCAGACACUCAGAGAUAUUUCUCAGUCUAUAUUGAAUGAUGAAAUGAUACCAUCUGAGGCAUUAAGUGGUGCAGAAAAUUGUCACCACCAGUCGAGAUCCCGUUCACCAUGUUAUGCUUCGAAUCCUAAGAUGGUGACCGGCAGUUUCCGUAACUCUAGAGCAGGAGCAUAUGGUCGCACCGGAUCACCGCCACCACCAAUUAAUAAUACAAGUGCUUGUUACUGGGGUGAUUCAGCACUAUCUGCUGUUCAGGCUGCGAUUCAUAAACGUGGACUUCAGGUUUCUGAAUUAACGGCCAAGUUGAACAAUACAAAAGAUCAAUGUGACUCAAUGAAACAUAUGUUAGAUGAUAGUGAAAAUGAAAGAAGAAACUUAGAACGUCAACUAAUGAACAUGCGUGCAGAACUAGACAAUAUGAGAAGAGAAAAAGAAGAUAUGGGAAGAGAAGUAAAACGAAUCACAGCAAAUAUUCAAACUUUGGAUAACGAAAGAGCUGAUCUUGAAAGAUCACGUUCAAAUACUUCUGAAGAACUAAAAAGCUUACAGAGCGAACUAGAACGUGUUCAAAGCGCUUAUAAUGAAUUGCGUAAAAGUAAAGACACAUUAGAAGGAGAAUUAACUUGUGUUCAACGUGAUGCUGAAAGAUAUUUACGAGAGUCUGAACGUUGUCAACGUUGCAUUGAUACACUUGAAGAACGCUUAUCAGCUGAGCGCGAAGAAGUAGCAAACUUACGAAGUGCUCUUCAAAAAUCCAAAUUAGAGGCUGAAAUUAGAGCCAAAGAAUUCGCAGAUAUUCAAGAUGCCCUAUCAAGAGCUGAAACACGGAAGGCAGAAUAUGAAGCUGAAAUAGCACGAUUACGAUCAGAUGAAGCAGCACUAGGUGAACAUUUAUCCAAAUGUCAGAGUAAACUAGAAGAGGUCUCUAACAAAAGGUCGAUUCUUCAGAGCCAGUUGAAAAAUCAGGAAGCCGAAUACAACCAACUGGCAUCUGAUUAUCGAAAUGCUGAUGGAGAUCGUUCCAGCCUGAAAGAAGCACUUAUUCAAAUGGAAUCACAAAAGAAUGAAGUAAUUUAUGAGAAGAACAGCAUUUCUCAAUCUUUAACGAUAUCUGAAGCUGCCCGUGAAAGACUGGAAGAAGAAAUCACCAGUUUGAACAGAGAAAAAUUAGAAAUUACGGAACAGUUGAAUGCUAUUACAAGACAAAAAAAUGGUCUCACCAAUGAACUGAUUCAAAAGAAUAGAGAUUAUGAACGAAUUCGUGAUGUUGUUGGACGUUUGAAUAGAGAAAAAGAAGAUUUAACAAAAGAGAAAGGUGAACUUUCAGCAAAAAUCACUGCACUUACUAGAGAAUUAAAUCAAACUUACGAUUUACUUACAGCAAGUAAAAAAGAACAUAAAAAUUUAGACGCUGACUAUUAUGAAGCGAAACAACAGAUAAUGCAAUUGGAAACUAAACGAGACUUAUUAGAAAAUGAAUUACAAGAACAAAAUUUAAAAAGAGAAAAUUUAUUAGUUGAAUUGAAACGUACUCAAGCAGACCUUCAACAUGAAAUUGAACGUGGACUUCAGGCUCGUGAACAAGCUUCACAGGCUUUACAGAAGCGUGAAGACGAAUUGCAAGGAGCAAUUAGGCUAUCAAAAGAGGCAGCUGAAAAGGAAAUAUCCAGAUUGAGAAAUCAGUUAACUGAAUGUAGACAAUUAUCAGAUAAAGAGUUAAGAGAUCUUACAAUGAAUCAUAAAGAAGCUAUUAAAAGUCUGAUGAAACAGAGUGAACAAGAUAAACAAGAUUUUGAUAAUGAACUCAUGAAACUUCAACGAGAAAAAGAUGAAAUAACUUUAGCAUAUGAAGCAGACAAACAAAAUUUAUUGUCAUUCAAUGAACAAGAACGUGUUACCGUACAUGAACGUUUAAAUAAGUCUUUACAACAAAUUCAAGGAUUAGAAUCAGAAAUCGAGAGAAUUAAACGUGAAGCAUCAGCUCGUCAUGAACGUGAUGACAUUGCCAAAGCUGAAUUAACACGAGAACUGAAAGAUUUUCGUCAACAUUAUGAAGAGACUUGGUAA
This is a messenger RNA of Schistosoma turkestanicum, 2121 nucleotides long. The record is from the annotation of a GenBank genome assembly. NCBI's taxonomy places the organism in Eukaryota, Metazoa, Platyhelminthes, Trematoda, Strigeidida, Schistosomatidae.